ACGAGAAACUUUUCUUCCAGAAACUGUAUGAGGACGCAUUACACAAAGAGAAGGAGGCAGAGGCAGCAGUCAGAGGCACAAGUAUUUGCUGAACAGGUGGCCCUCCUUGCGGUUCCGGAAUCGAAUGAUGACCGGUUCCAAGAAAAGCUAGCUGUUGCCGUAGCAGCCUUGGUUCAACUGCGGACCUUGGAAGACCUUGAGUCCCGUGCGACAGCUCUCGAGCAGUGGAACCAAGAGCUGCAGGCUGAGAUAGUCAGCCUCAAACAGUCCCAACUGUCUGCCCCCCGUCCUCCUAACCCUCGAACUGUUGCAGUCCCAGUCUCUCACCCUAACACAGUCCUCAUGACGAGAGCAAGUGGAACUGUGACGAGCCCAGGAACCGGUGCCAGCUCCUCAAGCGGCGGUGCCGGCAGAUCUGCACUGGUCAUAGUCCCAAAUGCAGGAACAUCAGCCCAAAACGCCGCAGUCCUUACCGGUGUUCAAUACAACGGUCCCGUAGUGGACAAGAGGGCGGCCACGCUGAAGUCCAAGUACAACGGGAAAGGGGAUAUCACCUCUUGGAUUAGCUCCAUGCGCUCGUACUUCAAGGUAUUGCGAACACCGCAGGAAGACCGAAGCAUGAUCAUGGGCACAAAUACUGAGCCCGUCGUACGGAGUUUCAUAGAACUCGAAGCUGUUAUUGCAGGUUAUGAGAGGAUUGAACCUGACCGAGUGGCUGAAAGUGGCUCCUUUGUAAUUGCUGUAAAUUCUCAAUCUGAUUUUCUCUCUCCUGAUGAGGAUGAUCCUCCACCGGAAGUCCCAACAAACAUUAGCCAUCUAUUAGAUCGAUUACCUGAAGUUCUGGCUGAACCUCGUGGAGUUCCCGAGUGUCCGAUCAAACAUGAAAUCGAGAUAAUAGAAGGGAGUGUUCCUCCAAAGAGUUGCGUCUACCGUAUGGGACAAGGCGAGUUGGAGGAGUUGAGGAGACAAAUUGAUGAUAUGAUCGAUCGUGGAUGGAUUAGGCCUAGUGAGUUCGGUGCACCUGUCUUGUUUGUGCUGAAGAAAGGAGGCAAACUCCGGAUGUGUAUUAACUAUCGUGGCCUAAAUCGGAUCACCAAAAAGAAUGUUUAUCCUUUGCCUCGCAUAGAUGAUCUACUAGAUGCGGCAAGUGGAUGCAAAGUCUUUUCCAAGAUCGACCUCACAUCUGGCUACCACCAGAUUGAAGUUGAUCCGAGCGACCAGCACAAAACUGCAUUCAAGACAUGCGAUGGGCUGUACGAAUUCGUCGUUAUGCCCUUCGGUCUUACGAAUGCACCAGCCACAUUUCAGUGCCUCAUGGGCAAGGUUCUCCGCCAUCCGCUCAACAAGUUUGUUGUUGUUUACCUCGACGACAUCCUGAUUUUCAGCAAGUCCAUGGAAGAGCACGUCAGGCACCUUGAGGAGGUUUUGCAGGUCCUCAAGGAGGCACAACUGCACCUCAACUUAGAGAAAUCUGAGUUUGGAAGGGACAACGUCAUCUAUCUUGGGCACGGGUUGUCUGCAAACGGCCUUGAGCCGGAGGCAACCAAGGUUGCGGUCAUACGAAAGUGGGCUCAACCAGCAAACGUACGCGAAUUGCGUUCUUUUCUUGGUUUGGCCUCGUAUUACCCGAAGUUUGUACCCAAAUUUUCUGUCAUUGCUCACCCACUCUCGAGACCAACAAGUGAGAAUGUUGCCUAUGCGUGGGGUGAGAAAUGUGAGACUGUGUUCCAAGCCUUGAAAGAGGCUUUGGUAAGUCAUCCUGUGCUCCGCAUUGCGGAUCCCAACCUCACGUCCGUGGUCACUACGGACGUGAGCCAGUAUGGGAUUGGUGUAGUGUUGCAACAAGAUGAUGGCGAUGGUCUGCGUCCGCUCGAAUAUUACAGCAAACGCAUGCCCAACCACAAGAUAAAUCGCACUUGUGCUUUCGUGGUGAAGAAUGGUCCAGUAGGUGGGUACGGCAAGCGUGUUCUUUGGCGGCAAAAGCGCCAGGAUCACAUGCUUGUCGUUUUCGACGAUGAUACCAUAGAGAAAAUACCUCUCGAUGAAUCUGAGGGAGGAGGACGUAAUGGCGGCAGGGAGUCUGGGAGGGGUGACGACACUGCCGUAGUGGCCAACAAGGGUGGCAUAGGUCAGUGGAAGAAGACGAGGAGGCCACGCUCGUUCCCCGCGCAUCCUGGCAUCACGUACAGGAAGCCCUGGGAGAAGAUGGGGAUCACACGUGAGGAGUGGCAGUCCAAGAUGGACAAUCGCCAAUGCCUCACAUGCGGAACUGUGGGUGCACGUGAUAACCUUUUGUCCCUUGAUUCGAAACCCAAAAGCGAGCAGCCAGUAGGAUUAGCAUCUACUCCUACUGAAUCGAAGGGUUUAGACAAAGGUAAGACGCCGACAAUCCUUUCUAGCCCCUCGACUCUUAAGGCAGAGGAUGAGGCAGAGGAUGACUCUUCUUCAGCCCGUCGUCCAGAGCACCCUGACCCUGUUCUUUGUUUUGUCUCACAAGACGAUUCCCUUGACGAACUCGGCAAUGAACUCGUAGGACUUCGGAGUUCGUGGGCUAAGAAAGCUAAGUCUAAGGGUGAACUCAUGAUCGCGGAUAUUGAGAUUGCGCAUACGCGAGUAGGUGUGCUGUUAGACCAGGAUCGACGCGGUCUUAUAUCUCAAAGAAGGCAAUUUGUAAUUGCAUCUGGGAAUGAAGUCUUCCGCGGUGCUAUUCUUGUAUUGUCUCUGAGAGGUCGGUUCUCGGUUCUAAUCCAUGUUGAUUGAUGCCAAUUAGGCAUGCGACAACACCCCUCGAAAUCUCCAUUGUUUCAACUAGUUUCAUUUUGUCUGACUUAUUCGUGGUACAUGCUCCAUGACUUAUUCGUGGUACAUGCUCCAUGUUGGGUUUGGCACUAGGGGAUCUCCAGUCCGAUCUGACCAAACCCAUUCGUUAAAGUCAAACCUCUUUGAAUUAUUUUAUUUAUUUAUUUUAUUCUACUGCGUGGAUGUCAUUCUCUAGUCCAAAUGAAUUGCAGCUCCAGCU
Molecule: messenger RNA, 3019 nt
Organism: Chara braunii
Lineage: Eukaryota; Viridiplantae; Streptophyta; Charophyceae; Charales; Characeae
Source: the annotation of a GenBank genome assembly